This is a messenger RNA of Corticium candelabrum, 2012 nucleotides long. RefSeq names its product NADPH-dependent diflavin oxidoreductase 1-like. Gene Ontology annotation, cellular component: cytosol. The record is from RefSeq and is a predicted model, not a curated record. Lineage: Eukaryota; Metazoa; Porifera; Homoscleromorpha; Homosclerophorida; Plakinidae. The transcript has 18 exons. The coding region runs from base 4 to 1800 and encodes 598 amino acids. Gene Ontology annotation, molecular function: FMN binding; NADPH-hemoprotein reductase activity; flavin adenine dinucleotide binding.
GCAAUGGCUCGGCGAGUUCUUGUUCUCUACGGUUCACAGACGGGAACGGCUCAAGACGUUGCUGAGAGGGUUGGACGAGAAGCUAAACGAAGGCACUUUGUUGCUCGAGUUGUUGCAAUGGACGAAUACGAGAAGGCUAAGUUGAUUGAUGAAGAGUUGGUGGUUUUUGUUGCUGCUACGACUGGGCAGGGAGAUGAGCCUGACAACAUGAAGACAUUUUGGCGAUUUUUGCUGCGUAAGAACCUUCCGACAGACUCUUUGUCUCGAAUGCGAUUUGCAGUCCUCGGAUUGGGUGACUCGUCGUAUCAAAAAUUUAACUUUGUUGCAAAACGACUUCACAGAAGGUUACUGCAGUUGGGUGCCACUUCUAUAAAGAGCAUUGGAUUGGCCGAUGAUCAACAUGAUCUUGGGGCUGAUGCAGUCAUUGAUCCCUGGCUAUCGACCCUAUGGGACAUUUUGCUUCGAUUUUAUCCACUGCCGGCGGGAUUGAGCAUUAUCAGUGAUGACGUGUUGCCACCGUCGAGAUACAAAGUGAUCUACAUAGAUGACGAGAUGGAAUCGAGGCAGCAAUCACAUGACAUCACAAGUAGAUUGGAUGUGUCGUUUGUUCAUUCAUCUUGCGCUCCGUUUUCUGCUCGUCUCGUGUCUAACAAACGUGUCACAUCAAUCGAACAUUUUCAAGACGUCCGUCUCGUCAAGUUUGACAUAUCUGGAUCAGGUAUCAUGUUUAGUCCUGGUGAUGUGCUUAUGGUUCAACCGUGCAACCAACCAGAUAGUGUUGAUGAAUUUCUGGAACAUCUCAAGUUGGAUCCAACACGGAAGUUUUGUCUUCAGCCGAAUGAAAGUCACAUCUCAAUUCCUACAUUGCUACCACAACCCUGUACCAUCAGAUACGCCGCUAAACACUACUUCAACUUUGCCGGCAUGCCGCGGCGAUAUUUCUUCGAGCUCUUAGCGUUCUUCACUACAUCCGAAUUGGAAAGAGAAAAGCUCCAUGAGUUUGCUUCGACCGAAGGACAGGAGGAGCUUUACUCGUAUUGUUAUAGACCUAGACGAACAUUAUUAGAGGUUUUCCAGGAUUUUCCUGACGCGAUCAGACAGAUUCCAUUCAAUUACCUCUUCGAUCUCAUCAAUCCCAUUCAACCACGGGCCUUCUCCAUAGCAUCCUCACUCAUGGUGCACAAGGAUGAAGUACAGCUGCUAGUCGCUGUCGUGCAUUACAAAACAAAGCUUCAUAAACCAAGAGAGGGACUUUGUUCAACGUGGCUGGCACGGCUCAGACCAGAACAAAGUAAUGAAGUGAGGGUGCCUGUGUGGGUGAAGAAAGGGACAAUAUUGUUUCCGAAGUCAGUGGACACACCGGUCAUCAUGGUCGGACCAGGGACUGGCUGCGCUCCAUUCAGAAGUUUUAUUCAGGAGAGAAGCACCGAGAGUCAAACAAGAAAUAUUUUGUUCUUUGGAUGUCGUAAUGCAAAUCGGGAUUUCCUGUGUCGCGACGAAUGGGCAACGUCAGUCGAACGAGGCCAACUCAGACUAUUCACUGCAUUCUCAAGAGAUCAGGAACACAAAAUCUACGUUCAACACAAAUUGAUAGAGAAUGCACGUUUAGUAUGGGAUCUGUUGUUCAGAAGAGGAGCUUGGUUUAUGAUAGCAGGUAAUGCAAAGCAAAUGCCGAUUGAUGUGAUUGACGCGUUGAAGACAAUCGUUCAGCAAGAGGGCGGGAUGGACGAUCGGGAGGCCGAGGGAUAUGUAAAGAGACUGGAGAGAGAGAGACGAUUUCAGACAGAGACGUGGUCGUGAUGACACGGUCAUGUUUUAAUCUAGUGAGUGUGACCAAUACGUUUCCUGUCUGAGUUGUGUUGUUGUAUAUGCUGUAAGUAUGUAUGUAUAUCUAUAUACAUAUACAUUAUAUACAUAUACACUAUAUACAUAUGAUGAUGGUGAGUCCACCGUAUCGGUGACGACCCUCAUAAAAGAAUACAAAAAUAUUUAUGUGAUAAAUAAAAAACAAA